GUAUCACUCUUCCCCAUCCGGCGGCGAACGUUAUCAUUGAGGGCUGGGACGCUGGGUUGUCAUCACGGUGCCGGUCCUCCCUUACGCCUCUACACACAAACACACCUACUCGGGUUAUCUGUGCCCAAGAUACCUGCCCAGCCACCUGUCACUGACGUCGACAAGAAGCUAAUCCUCCAGUGCUGUGCCUUAACUGACGCGAUAGCCUACCUAGCCGCCCUCGGUACGUUCUUUGCAAUACGGUGGUGCCGGUGAGAGACACAGACAGACCACAGCGGCGGGACAGCGGCCACGCCCACCUCCACCACCACCACCACCUGCAGCGCCGGCAUGGAGGAGCAGGACCAAGGCGUGCUGGGUGGUGAUUUGAACACCACCAAGGAGCUUAAGGAGCCCCAGCAGCAGCAGUCUGAGGAGGCAACCAAUGACUCAAAGGUAGAAUCUGAGGACGAAGGAACUGGACAAGAUCUUCCUGAAAGCUGCGAGAACUCUGGAGACGAAGAGCCAGUGACCAAUGAACAAGUUGCUGAGGAGCUGAUUGAGGGGCAGGAAAGUGAAAGUGUGGUUCAAGAAGAGAAAGAAGUAAAUGAUAUAGGGAGUGGAGAAGAGGUGCAAGACUUAGAGAAUGAAGAAUCACUAGACAAAGAAGCAAACAAGAAAGUUGAGGAACCACUUGAAGAGGAAGAGGAAGCUGAUCACAACAAGGAGAACCACAUCAAUGGUACAAGUGCAGAACAGAACAAUCACUUCGAGCCUGAGGAACAACUAACUAAAGAAGAAGAAGAGAACAACAAGAAUAAGGAACAAGAGUCUGGUGACAUAGUUGACUUCAAGAAGAAAGUAAGUAAGCAGGAGGAGAGUCAGCAGAGCAUCAGUGAACUCAAGUCCAAGUGGGAUUCAUUUGGGAAGGAGCAUAGCGAUUCCCCAACAGACCACUCCCAUAGAAACGAGGGAGACAACAUGGCUGACACCGCAAAGACCAGUCGCUUCGGUGGCACUGUUGAGAAGUGUAACCAGUGCCAGAAGACAGUGUAUGCGAUGGAGAGGAUGGAGGUGGCCGGCCGCCUGAUGCACAAGACUUGCUUCAGAUGCUGCAAGUGUAACUCCCCCCUCAGUGUUGGGAGGUUCUCGGUGGGUGGAGGAGAGCUUUACUGCAUGACGCACUACAAGCAGGCAUUCAGAGAGAAGGGAACCUAUGACGUCUUCACUCCGGACAACCCCAUCAAGGGCAAGUGGCAGAACAAGCCUGCCGAGUGAUGACCAGCCUUAGGUAGCCUUUGGGACCAGGGCGCGGGGAACUCCACCACUUCAUCCUUUGUGUCUGAUUUUCUUUAUUGAUGUUCCUGAGAUUAUUUGUUAUUGUGAUUUAAGUAUUUUACUCAAAACAGACAAUAGUCUCUCUAAGAAUCACAGCUCUGCUGGAUUGUUACUGCCAAACUAAGCCUUUGUAAAUAACACGACUCCAGUCCUUAAAGAAAUGUACUUCCAUUUUUUGCUUGCUUUAUGAUAAAGCUUGAAGUGUUUAUAGUUUUGAAGAAUGUGUUUAUUCCAGAUGCAAGAUCUUUCAGAUCAGCACCAUUAGCAUCAGGUGCUCCUGUCCCUUCAAUGUUUCAAGGACACAAAGCCUCUCAUUAGAAAACUAUUUCACCUUGUAUAUUGCUCUUCUAGACAUCUCAAGUUCACCUUAGUAUGGCAUCUAAUGCUGUUAUGGAAAAUUAGUUUAUUUACAUGACUGAACAGUACAAAGUAAUCAUGUCAUUAAGGGCAGGUUUUAAUGCUGUUUUAGGGACAUAUCAAGGGAGAGACCAGCAAGCUUGUCAAAGCCCAAGGUGCAAUCGAAGGGAAUGGGCGAAACAUUUUAAAACUUAAGGAGCAGUAUUGAAGGUCUCAUACUUUGUAUAUUUGUAGGCUGAAAAUUAAUAAUUUUCAAAAUAGUGUCCAAGUUUUGCUACUUUAAUACCAACUACAAUUCAGUCUGCCUUAUGUCUUCCCACAGGAAAUUUUUUGUGUCAUUUCCAAUGUGGAGAUAAGUGUAUUGUGUCCCAAGUCCAUCUGUAGGUUGCUUCAAGGUAACUCCUUAUAUAUUUCAACUGAGGAAGGUAUUUGCAUGUCCGGCUUUGUAUUUAUAAAGGUAUAAAUCUUGUAGAAUUUGAUUCAUAAGGAGAUUCAGUCAUUUUAUCGAUAACUUAAAAACUGUGCUGAAAGGGAAUGUGACUUGGUUCAGCUCUUCAAGACUUAACACAGAACUGGACCACAGGCACAUGCCCUUCAUAAGAGAACACAGCCCAGUGAUACUCCUUAGAAUCCAGGCUAUUAGUAGACACAUUAUUGUUCAGUUUUGUUUAUUAUCCAAAUUAUUAAUUCACAAAAACAUUACUAGAAUGUAUGUUUCAUUAGUGAAAUUGCAAAAAGUUCCCAUAUUUUGUUACUGUCACAAAUUCUAGUCUCCACUAUUAAAAUGUGAUUUUUUAAAAAUUUUAUUUCCUUUUAGAGGAAACAAUGAGUGAUCUUGCUUAAAAGUGAUAACUCUCAUUGUUGCUGGAUCUUGUUUUAAUGGAUAUGUUUGGGGAGUCCAUAUACUUUUUAAGAUUCUUUUUCUUUCUUGUGAUUGUACAUAGGUGUCUUCCUGCCAUUCACUUUGCCCUCAGUUGACUUCAUACGCUGAUCUUUUAAGCUUAGAACUGAGGUGCACUGAUAAUAACCGGUGACAAACAAGUGUUGUAGGUCGAUCAUUGCAUUUAUUUCAUCAGAGAAAAGUGGUCAGCUCUCAUUUAAUCAAAGGGAAGCUUUUCAAAUUGUAUCUGUCAUAUGCUAGUUCUUUUAUGUUAUUCAAUGUAGAUUUUUAAGACAAAACCUGAAAGGGUAAAAUACACCAUCUCCAUGUAGUCCCUUCUGUACCUUCUUGUCACCAGAUGUCCGAGCUCUUUCUAGUUAUCAUAAUACUCAUUUAGAGGUUUGGUUUUAUUACAGCUGACCAAUAACAAUAUUUUCAUACAUAGCGAUGAUAUAUUUCCCAUGUCUGUGAUAUAUAUUUUCAUAUGUAUGAUGAGUGUUCUAUCCUUGUCUGGCUCCACAACAGAAUCAUCUCAGGGUGAAGGAAUACUCCAGCUGCUAUUCCUGGUUCUCUUGCCUUACAGAAUGAUAACUUAUCAGCUUAUUUGUGAACCCCACAUGAACACCCAAGGCUGGCACACCCUGGUGUUCACCUCACACUGUCCUGCCUCUGAUACCAUUCCUGAUAGUCCAGUGUUGGCAUGUGUCUGUCAUGUUGACAAACUUUUCAGUCAAAGACAAUGUGAUCACCUGCUUGUCAUACCUAAUAACAAUGUACAUACUAAGAAGCAGAGUGUGCAAGAGCAUAUAAUGCUUGACUUCAUGUAACAUUUAGAAGUUGGCAUGGAUGAAGUAAGUAAGAGCAAAGUGGAACUCUAAGAAACGAUACCAGUGAUAGCCAGCUUGCCUCAACUGAGUGUGUGCUGGAGUGAAGGAUUCUAUUAUUUAUUACUCUCAUUAAAGCUGAAUAACUUGCUCUACUCAUCAAUCUUGAUUAUGCAAGGUAAUGAGUAAGUUAAAGAUUAUAAGACAUCAGUGCCAGACAGUGACUAGGAACCACUGAUUUAAGCUUACAGGUGCAAAAUAAGGAGAGGGACGUGUGUGGCCUUGAGGUGUGGCCGAGGGGGGAGGGCGGCCCCGCAGGCGUGCCUGUGGCCGACCCUCCCUCGGGCCGCCUCACCAUUAAUUACUCUCGGUUGCUAGUCUGAGCUGUCCAGUUUCAGCCAUUAUUUGUAUGAUGUAUGCAUUACUAAUAAAACAAUUUUGAAGGUG
Molecule: messenger RNA, 3825 nt
Organism: Eriocheir sinensis (Chinese mitten crab)
Lineage: Eukaryota; Metazoa; Arthropoda; Malacostraca; Decapoda; Varunidae
Product: LIM domain and actin-binding protein 1-like
Exons: 5
Coding region: 331-1257 (308 amino acids)
Biological process (GO): actin filament bundle assembly
Cellular component (GO): plasma membrane; actin cytoskeleton
Molecular function (GO): actin filament binding
Source: RefSeq, a predicted model, not a curated record